Molecule: messenger RNA, 3598 nt
Organism: Cervus elaphus (red deer)
Lineage: Eukaryota; Metazoa; Chordata; Mammalia; Artiodactyla; Cervidae
Gene: KCNU1
Product: potassium calcium-activated channel subfamily U member 1
Exons: 27
Coding region: 1-3438 (1145 amino acids)
Biological process (GO): reproductive process; potassium ion transport; transmembrane transport
Cellular component (GO): membrane
Molecular function (GO): monoatomic ion channel activity
Source: RefSeq, a predicted model, not a curated record
AUGUUUGUAACCAAGCCAAAGGAUGGACGUGGGGAAGGCACGGUGAAAAUGUCUUGUACAACUGAGAUCCAGGCAGUGUUUAUUCUUUCCUCCACUGUAAUCUUCUUCUGUGGAUUCCUCAUCUUAUUCAUAUCCAGGUUCAUCGCGAGGAAUUUUAAAAAAUGGAAAAAGAACAAGGGAAUUUUCCUGGAAUUUAAUUCAGGUAACAUGAGACAUAAACAUUCAAGAAGUCUCACCUUCCGGAGCCACUUUCAUAAUCGUAUAGAAAUGCUGCUCUCAGCACAGACCUUGGUCGGACGGGUAUUGGUGAUCCUUUUCUUUGUCCUAAGCAUCGGGUCUCUUAUAAUCUAUUUCAUCAACUCUUCUGACCCAGUAAGAAGCUGUUCUUCGUACCGAGACAAAACCAUCCCGAUUGAUUUGACCUUCAAUGUCUUCCUUAGUUUCUAUUUUGGGUUGAGAUUUCUGGCAGCAGAUGACAAGGUCAAGUUCUGGUUGGAGAUGAAUUCAAUUGUAGACAUCUUUACCAUCCCACCCACCUUUAUUUCUUAUUAUUUGAAGAGUAACUGGCUAGGUUUAAGGUUCUUACGAGCAUUGCGGCUGCUGGAACUCCCUCAGAUCUUACAAAUUCUGCGAGCCAUCAGCACCAGCGAUUCAGUGAAGUUUUGCAAGCUGUUAUCCAUUGUCCUGAGUACCUGGCUCACGGCUUCAGGAUUCAUUCACCUGGUGGAAAACUCCGGUGAUCCUUGGCUCAAAGGGAGAAAUUCACAGAACAUUUCCUACUUUGAGUCCAUUUACCUGGUCAUGGCAACAAUGUCGACUGUCGGUUUUGGAGAUGUGGUACCCAGGACAUCCCUAGGACGGAUUUUCAUCAUAGUGUUCACCCUCGGGAGUUUGGUACUGUUCGCCAACUACAUCCCCGAAAUGGUGGAACUUUUUGCCAACCAGAAGAAAUACACCAGUCCCUAUCGAGUGGUCAAAGGGAAGAAGUUCAUUGUGGUGUGUGGGAACAUCACUGUGGACAGUGUGACGGCUUUCCUGAGAAACUUUCUCCGCCACAAAUCAGGGGAGAUCAAUAUUGAGAUUGUUUUCCUGGGAGAGGUCCUUCCUUCGUUGGAAUUGGAAACCAUAUUUAAGUGCCACAUGGCCUAUACAACCUUUGUUUCUGGGUCUGCACUGAAGUGGGAGGAUCUGAGGCGAGUUGCGGUGGACUCUGCAGAAGCGUGCCUGAUCAUAGCCAACCCUCUGUGCAGUGAUUCACAUGCUGAAGACUCUUCAAACAUUAUGAGGGUGCUCUCUAUCAAGAACUAUUACCCUAACACCAGGGUCAUCAUACAGAUACUUCAGUCCCAUAACAAGGCCUUUCUGCCAAAGAUCCCCAGCUGGAACUGGAACACUGGCGACAACAUCAUCUGCUUUGCUGAACUAAAGCUUGGAUUCAUCGCCCAGGGCUGCUUGGUGCCAGGCUUGUGCACCUUCCUGACGUCUCUAUUUGUUGAGCAAAAUAAGAAGAUCUGUCCUCACGAGCCCUGGCAGAAGCUUUUCUGCAAAGGCCUGAAGAACAAAAUCCUGACGCAACGUCUCUCCAAUGACUUUGCUGGGAUGAGCUUUCCUGACGCUUGCCAGCUCUGCUUCACAAAGAUGCGCCUCAUGCUGAUCGCCAUCGAGUACAAGUCCACCUGUCACCAUUACUGCGGGCUGAUACUAAAUCCACCUGCUCAGGUUAAGCUCCGUAAGAACACACUAGGGUUCUUUAUCGCUGAAUCUGCAAAGGAUGUCAAAAGAGCCUUCUUUUACUGUGCCAUCUGCCACAGCGAUGUGCAGACACCCGAGCUAAUUGAAAAAUGUGACUGCAAAAGCAAGAUUCUACACGCGACAGGGACAACGGUCAUGGUGAUGAGAGACAGCCAGGAGGAAUACUGUGGACCCCGGGACUCCUACUCAGAAACACAUAUGAGCUUCUGUAGCAACUUGAGCGUUACCACCAAGGCGUUUUUCUACGAAAUGGAAGACGAGUCUGAACGCCUUGAUAGCAGCGGCAUGUUUCACUGGUGCAGAGCCACUCCUUUGAACAAGAUGAUUCUGAAACGAACUGACAAGGCAAAAUACGAGUUUCGGAACCACAUUGUAGCAUGUAUCUUUGGAGAUGCCCACUCAACACUGAUGGGACUUCGGAAUUUUGUGAUGCCAUUGAGAGCUAGCAGUUAUACCCGUCAGGAGCUGAAGGACAUUGUGUUCGUUGGAUCUCUGGAUUACCUGCAGAGAGAAUGGCGAUUUAUCCGGAAUUUUCCCCAGAUAUACAUUCUGCCUGGAUCUGCGCUCUAUUCCGUAGACCUCCACGCUGUCAACAUCGAGGAGUGUUCCAUGUGUGCUGUCUUAUCGUCCUCCUGUAAGUCACCCAGCAGCCCGACUCUGGUGGACACAGAGCCCAUCAUGGCCACGCUCAACAUCGGAUCCCUGCGAAUUAGCUGCUCGGCCCAGACACCCUCAGGGCCACAGUUUGCCAGGGGCUUCAGUAGCAGUCCCAGGAAAUCAAAGUACCGAAGGAUCCCCAUUCUCACCGAACUGAAAAAUCCUUCCAACAUCCACUUUAUUGAACAGCUCAGUGGGAUGGAAGGGAACUUCCCCGGAACGAACCUGCAUCUGAGCACUUCCUUCGCCACAGGCACCGUCUUUUCUGGCAGCUUCUUGGAUUCCCUCCUGGCCACAGCUUUCUACAACUACCAUGUUGUAGAAUUACUUCAGAUGCUAGUGACAGGAGGAAUGAAUUUUCAGCUGGAACAACAUCUGGAUAAAGAAAAGUUAUUUGGGCUGAAUAUCGGCUGUUCUACAAUGUUACAUGGAAAGAUGCGGUGUAAGCUGGGGCUGCUCUCCUUAAACCAGACUAUCCUGUCAGCCAUUCAACCAAGAAAGACUUUUGGACAAAUAUUCUGCGGCUCAUUAAAUAAUCUUGGAGUCCUGUGCCUCGGCUUAUACCGCAUGAUAGACAAAGAAGAGCACAAUCCAGAGCACAAAAGGGAAGUAUGCUGGUUUGUGAUUACCCGGCCAGAAAAUGAGUUUACGCUGCUGCCCUCAGAUCUUGUGUUCUGUGCCAUCCCUUUCAGCACCUCUUGUUACCAAAAGGAUAGUUCAUCUUCAUCUGCGUGUGAAAUUAUAAAUAUAAUGCCACUGAAAGAAAAUACGGUCACAGACGUAAAUCCUGACCAAACACCUCUGGUUGACCAGGCCAGGGAGAGUGUAUCACAACUGCCCUAUAGGCCAGUCCCUUUGUUGGAGCCAAAACCAAUCCCUGCUACUGAUUCUAAGCAAGCAGUAUUGACUCUGGGCAGUAAACACUCAUCUCAUCACCAUUGCACAUACCCAGGUGAAACUGUGGAAGAAAAUGGAAAAGAAAGCAUGGAGGAAACCACAGUGGAAGAUGCCUAUACCUUUCACAAUUAGACCAGACUUGUGGUUAUUCCCCAGGGGCACCUGGCUCUCUCUUUACACAGCAUCUCCAGAGAUGGUGACUUUGAACACGGAUGAUAACCAUCGAAGUCUGCCAUUGUGCACCAAUUGCCCAGUGGAGGGUAGACCAGCAAGCCCACACUGUUUAGGAAGA